CACACAUACAUGGGGUCAAUCAUUCAUCGCAUCACACGCUGCAUCAACGAGCCGUCAUUGGAAGUCACACACACACACGCACACACUCACAAACACAUGAACGCAACCCUCGUCUGUACACUCAACCCGACCCCCGUCCUCCCAGUCGUACAAGUCUCUCCUGCCUCACCCCUUGUCUGUCUGUCUGUUAGCUGUCGACCAGCCAGCCAAUGCACUACUUGAGGUGCGAUGCGUCCCCGGGGCACUCCCACAUGCCCUGUCCCCCGAUGCCAGGGUGGUGGUGCGGCACGUCGAACCGCUUCUUCAGACGAAAGGCGUCCUUGCCGCUCAGGUAAUAACGGUUCAGCCGCUUCUGCUUCACAAACCCCUGCUUCGCGUACAAGGCUGACACACCACUCAGAGGCAGAGAGUGGCCACAAGGCUGGCAGAGAGAGGGUGCUAAGUACUUACCUAGAGCAGCUUUGUUGGUGGUCUCUGCUUCUAGCACCACCUGAACAGACAGACAGACAGACAGACGGACGGACGGACAGACACACAUAUGACGCACAGUGAGUGCAUCUCGUCAGUCAUUGUGUGUGUCAGUCACCUCUUGGAUGCCCUCCACCUGCAUCUUGUCCACCGCUCCCCUCACAAGCAUGGAACCUGAACACCAAAAGAAACACACACAUACGAGCAUCCAUCCUUUCGGGUCUGCAGAGAUGCAUUCACGGGGAGACCGACUAACUAACCGAUGCCCUUCUUCCGGUGGUCCUUGUCGACAGCCACCAUCCCUGCAGGUAAGGUAGAUGAGAUCCACCAACCAAUCGAUGGACGCUCUGGACGUGCGUAGGCCGACCGACCGAUGUAUCCCCUCUUGAGGACUUCAUUCAGCCUCUUGCUCUUGUGGUCCUCCACUUUGCACACCACCACACCCACUAUCUCAUCCUCAAUGUGAGCCUGCAUUGAGCUCAUUCCAUCAACACACACACACAAACACACACACACCAGCCAGACACGAGCAGCUGAAACAACUGUGCUUUGUGGGUGCAUUCAAGUGCAAAGCGUGCGUGCCACAGCUGACCACGAUGCAGAACUGCGGGUACUGGAGGAUGAAGCACCGGUACGUCCAUAUGGAGUAGGGCUCCGACAGGUCCCUCGCCACCAGCUCCAUGAUCCGCUCAAGCUGCGACUCUGAUGAUCUCAUCACAAACAAACAGGCCAUGUGCCGACCAGAUCAUGGCACGGCAUGGCGUGUGCCGUGCGUGCGUGCCUCACCCACCGUCUUCAAAGGAAGAACACACAACCUUCGUGCCGUCACCGAGAUCUUUCUGCGACUUGAACAGCCGUAUCAUUGGGCUCAGCAUGGUGAAAAGCAGGAAGGCCUGGAGGGAAGGAAAGGAUGCGUAGAUCUCGGUGGUUGCUCAUCGCCCUAAAAGGUCGGCAGGUGAAAC
This is a messenger RNA of Vitrella brassicaformis, 1430 nucleotides long. NCBI's taxonomy places the organism in Eukaryota, Vitrellaceae. The record is from the annotation of a GenBank genome assembly.